Molecule: messenger RNA, 2349 nt
Organism: Vanessa tameamea
Lineage: Eukaryota; Metazoa; Arthropoda; Insecta; Lepidoptera; Nymphalidae
Gene: Atu
Product: another transcription unit protein
Exons: 11
Coding region: 128-2242 (704 amino acids)
Biological process (GO): transcription elongation by RNA polymerase II; positive regulation of transcription elongation by RNA polymerase II
Cellular component (GO): nucleus; Cdc73/Paf1 complex
Molecular function (GO): RNA polymerase II C-terminal domain phosphoserine binding
Source: RefSeq, a predicted model, not a curated record
AGUUUGGCAUUUGCUAUGCUAUGGAUAUGAGUAUAACCUUAACGUAAGCUACAAACACUCAUCUCAGAUAUUUUAUAUUGAUAGUUGUAUAAAAAAGUGGUGAAAGUUUUAAUUUUUAUACGCCAGAAUGGCGCCAGCAAAAAGAGGAGCGGCGGGUGAUACAGAUUCUGGAUCAGAUUCUGACAGUGGCUCUAGUGCUAGUCGCAGUAAGAGCCCUAGUCCUGCACCAUCUGGGAAAGAAGGCAGUCAAUCUAGAUCAGUUUCUAGAAGUCCACCAAAAUCAGCAAGCGAAUCUCCUAAGUCUAACAGGUCAGGCCGAUCAAGGAAAUCUUCAAAUGCAUCAAAUGCUUCUCGCAGUAAAUCAAACUCUCCAGCUCCAUCAAAUAGAUCUGGUUCAGCUCAUAGUAACAAGUCUGGAUCUUCAAGUCCUAAAUCUCAGACAUCAGGAAGUCCAAGAGCUUCAAAAUCUAGAUCUAGAUCUAGAAGUGGGUCUGGAAGUGCUAGGUCACGAUCUGGUAGUGCUCGUUCGCGGUCAGGCAGUCCAAAAUCUGGAGGUCAGAGUCCAAAGUCACGAUCACAGAGUCCUAAAUCUAGAUCACAAAGCCCCAAAUCUAGAUCUCAAAGUCCAAAAUCCAGAUCACAAUCUCCUUCUCCAAGUCAUAAAUCUCGAAGUGCUAAAAGUCGAUCCCGCUCUGUUAGUGGUAGUCCAAAAAGUAGAAAAUCUAGAUCACGAUCAGGUAGUGCUUCUUCGAGAUCAAAAAGUCCUGUAGCUAGACAGGAUGUUGCCGAUAGCAGAUCAAACUCGCCAAACUUGAUGAUUGAUGAUGAUGAUGCUAAAGAAAAAUCUAAAAGUAGAUCAAGGUCAGGUUCCAGGCACUCCAAGUCAAGAUCAAGGAGUAAAUCUAAGUCUAAAAGUCGAUCAAGAUCUCGUUCUAAAAGCUCCAACCCUUCUGAUGGUGAAGGUGAAAAGAAAAAACGAGCAGUUUUAUCAGAUUCAGAGAGUGAUGUUGGGUCAAAACGUAAGAAGGGAUCGGAUAGUGGUUCGGAUACCAGUAAUAAGCCUACUAAGAAAAAGUCCAAGAAGCUAGUCGAUUCAGAUGAUGAAAAUCAAGAAAAGACUGACACUGUCACAGCUGAUGCGUUGUUUGGUGACGCUUCUGAUAUCAGUACGGAAGACGAGGGUGACGGUGAUAAGCAGUCAGAAAGGUCGCGAUCAAGAUCACGCUCGCGGUCUCGCAGCCGCAGUCGAGGUAGAUCUGACGACGAGAGGCGGUCCGGUGAUGAAGCCAGGGGAAGCGGUGACGAGGAAGCUAGAGAUAAACCAGAAGAAGAAGAAGAAGUGGAAAUUCCAGAAACUCGCAUCGAUGUAGAUAUGCCAAAGAUAUGGACAGAAUUAGGAAAAGAGCUACAUUUUGUAAAACUACCUAACUUUCUGUCAGUUGAGACUAGGCCUUAUGACCCCAGCACAUAUGAAGAUGAAAUAGACGAAGAGGAAACACUGGACGAAGAAGGUCGAGCAAGAUUGAAAUUGAAAGUAGAGAACACAAUGCGUUGGCGAACUGUUUUUGAUAAAGAAGGCAAUGCAGUUAAGGAAUCAAAUGCUCGUAUGGUGAAAUGGUCUGACGGCAGUAUGUCUCUGCAUCUCGGUUCAGAAAUUUUUGAUGUUUACAAACAACCGUUACAUGGCGACCACAACCAUCUGUUCGUCAGGCAGGGAACAGGUCUGCAGGGGCAGGCGGUGUUCCGCACCAAGCUCUCGUUCCGACCCCACUCCACGGACUCCUUCACUCACCGAAAGAUGACGCUGUCGGCCGCGGAUCGCUCCACCAAGACGUCGGCCAUCAAGAUACUGUCACAAGUCGGAAGCGACCCCGACGCGGAUAGGAAGUACCAGCUGAAGAAAGAGGAGAUGGAGCUCCGCGCCGCGAUGCGCUCGCGCGCCAGCGGGCGGCCCAAGCGGCGCGCGGCGGCGCGGGCGGCGCGCCACGACGACUCGGAGGACGAGGGCGGCGUGUCGCUCGCCGCCAUCAAGAACAAGUACAAGCAGGGCCAGAAGGCGACAGCCGGUGCUGCGAUUUAUUCGUCUGAAUCUGAUGGUUCAGACGUGGAAACACGUCGGGCGAGACGACUGGAUAGGGCGAAGGCUCUGAAGGAUUCUGACGACGAAGGGAGUGAAGCUGGAGACGCAAACACCCCCCAGAGAAGUCAGAGUGGGUCGGGUUCGGGCAGUGGAAGCGAGUAGAUACGAAAAACAGACAAGAUCCUGACGAAUGUAUAUAGUAUGAUAGGAUAAGAAUUAGAUGUAAAGUUUAUUGAUACCAGUUGAAAAUAAAUUUAUUAUUUACUCAA